Trichoderma reesei QM6a is the source of this 1632-nucleotide messenger RNA. RefSeq lists its product as uncharacterized. Gene Ontology annotation, biological process: regulation of DNA-templated transcription. The record is from RefSeq and is a predicted model, not a curated record. The transcript is spliced from 5 exons. Bases 1 to 1632 code for a protein of 543 amino acids. Gene Ontology annotation, molecular function: DNA-binding transcription factor activity, RNA polymerase II-specific; zinc ion binding. Gene Ontology annotation, cellular component: nucleus. Lineage: Eukaryota; Fungi; Ascomycota; Sordariomycetes; Hypocreales; Hypocreaceae.
AUGUCCGCAUGUGUCGGCAUUUGCCCGCAGCCGUUCAUUACUAAUGCCUACGCAUCCAAGGCAAUAUAUUUCUUCGCGUUCGCAUCUUCCGCUCAAGGUAUCGUACUGUUCACUCUUGACUCGCGACACAUUUGCGCACUCAGUAUUACAAAAUUGACUAUCUCUCGCCUCAUUACUGCGAAUUCUUCGAUGCGGUUGGGAGACACGCGGCAGAAGCCCGCAUAUUCCAGGAAGGCUUGUCUUCGGUGCCGUCGGUCAAAAAGGAAAUGUGACAGAGUGCUUCCAAAGUGUCUCCUUUGCACCCGCCGAAAGGAUGAAUGCCAGUACGAGACUAUCACCCUUACGUCUUCGUCUGCCGGCCCAUCAGUAGGCAUCAAGCCAAUCUCCCCCCUGAACGAUGGUCUAUCUUGUGAUCAUAUCAGAGCCGCAGUGGUGGAACGGCUGUCGGGACUCAAGCCCAGCGAUGUUGAGACGGCCUAUUCCCGCAACAUCCGACCGUGGUUCCCCAUCAUUGCAGAAUCAAAACUGGUUACCCAAUUGCCUAACAGCUGGGAUGACAAGGCUCUCGACUUUACCUUGCUGUCUCUAAGCAUUGUGCUCUUCUCUACUGCUCCAAAUCCCAAAGGUUGUGGUGACGCCAACAAGUUUGGAAUCAUGGAUCUUUACCUCUCAGUUAAGAGCUGGAUUGCGUUGGUCGAGGGCCUCGGGAUGAAUUCCAUGGAACUUGUACAAGCCAGGCUAGUCAUCGUAGCCUUCGAAGUCUUUCAUGGCUUCUACCCAGCAGCUUAUAUAUCAAUAGGUGCAGUUGUCAGAGCGGCAGAGACAUUGAAGACAGGCAGGGACCUGGAAGCCCCCUCAUACAAGCCACGCACAGAGCAAGAACGAGUAGAGGAAUUGACUACGUGGGCAGCAAUCAAGAUUCUAGACAGGUACAUUGCUGCUGAGUGCGGCGAAACUCCUCCGGUCACAAGGCGCAUUUACAACAAGGACCCUGAUCUACCAUACUCCGAACUACCAUUCGCCGUCUGCCCAGUUCUUUUGUCUGCCCCCCUCUCUCCUCAACGGCAGUUCCUCAGGCUCUACGAGGCGACAAACCUGCUGGAUAAAGUUCACUUGGCUUUCUAUGAACCGACCCCCCGAAUGUCCUUCAAUCUCGAAGAGGGGGCUCUUCUGGUGAGAACCCUGUCAUCACUGAAAACCGUCAUACUGGAAGAAGCACAGGAUGGUUCCAGGAUAUAUUCCAGUGGCCUCCAUGUCUGCAAUAUUGGUCUUCUUCUCAUCCAUGGCACAUGCGAUAAAGCAAAGGCUUUAAAUUAUAACAUCAAGGAGGAAUGGAUGACAGCAGCUCUCCCAAUGACGACCGUGAUUGAAGAUAUAUACGACAUGGUACAUUCAUUCGUUGUUGAUGAGGACGACCUGGACAGGAUCCCGCCGUUCGUCAAUUUCUUGCUGUACAAGGCCGCAAGUAUUGUGACGGUUCGACUGAGGGACCAGCUCAAUUUCGAAAAGAAUACUCAGAUGCUGAAGUCCCUCCGGGUGUUCUUAGAUCGGUUGAACACGAGAUGGUUGACUGCAGCCCUCCUUGACGAAGAUACAACUCCCCGAAUUUUCAAGGCAUUGGAGAGGGUAUGA